This is a messenger RNA of Phodopus roborovskii (desert hamster), 1713 nucleotides long. RefSeq names its product hepatic and glial cell adhesion molecule (gene Hepacam). NCBI's taxonomy places the organism in Eukaryota, Metazoa, Chordata, Mammalia, Rodentia, Cricetidae. The record is from RefSeq and is a predicted model, not a curated record. Bases 367 to 1623 code for a protein of 418 amino acids. The transcript has 7 exons.
AGCCAUGUAGGUUGGGUCACUGAGCCCGGAUCUUCAUCUUCCUUGGGAGUGGGGCUUCCUGCAGACAAGCCAAGAACCGUUGGACCACCAGAGCCCAGUAUGAUGGGAUGUGCAGUGGAGAUUAUCGUGCCAUGGAGAUACCCCUGUCCAAACUAGGGGGCGAAGGGACUGGAAACUAGAAAAUGCUAGCUCUGAGCGAAGCCAGAGGAGAGAACAAGGCCAGCAACACACAGAGCUCUGUGUAUUCAGAGGGAAGUUGGCAGGGUUGUGCCCCGGCAGAGAAACUCUGAGUGGUACAAAGAGACGUGCCCAGAGUGGAGAAAUCAUGCUAAUUGUCUGCACCAGAGCUGGAGAACGCCACCCAAAAUGAAGAGAGAAAGGGGAGCCCUAUCCAGAGCCUCCAGGGCCCUGCGCCUCGCUCCUUUUGUCUACCUGCUUCUCAUCCAGCCAGUCCCCCUGGAGGGGGUGAACAUCACCAGCCCAGUACGUCUGAUCCAUGGCACGGUGGGGAAGUCGGCCCUGCUUUCUGUGCAAUACAGUAGCACCAGCAGCGACAAGCCUGUGGUGAAGUGGCAGCUGAAGCGUGACAAGCCAGUGACUGUGGUGCAGUCUAUAGGCACAGAGGUCAUUGGCACUCUGCGGCCCGACUAUCGAGACCGUAUCCGGCUCUUUGAAAAUGGCUCCUUGCUUCUCAGCGACCUGCAGCUGGCAGAUGAGGGAACCUAUGAAGUGGAGAUCUCCAUCACUGAUGAUACCUUCACAGGGGAGAAGACCAUCAACCUCACCGUAGAUGUGCCCAUUUCAAGGCCACAGGUGUUAGUGGCUUCGACCACUGUGCUGGAGCUCAGUGAGGCCUUCACCCUCAACUGCUCUCACGAGAAUGGCACCAAGCCCAGCUACACCUGGCUGAAGGAUGGCAAACCCCUCCUCAACGACUCCAGAAUGCUCCUGUCACCUGACCAAAAGGUGCUCACCAUCACCCGAGUGCUAAUGGAGGACGAUGACCUGUACAGUUGUGUGGUGGAGAAUCCUAUCAGCCAGGUCCGAAGCUUGCCUGUCAAGAUCACUGUGUAUAGAAGAAGCUCCCUCUAUAUCAUUUUGUCUACAGGAGGCAUCUUCCUCCUUGUGACCCUGGUGACAGUCUGUGCCUGCUGGAAACCCUCCAAAAAGUCUAGGAAGAAGAGGAAGUUGGAGAAACAAAACUCUUUGGAAUACAUGGAUCAGAAUGAGGACCGCCUAAAAUCAGAAGCAGACACCUUACCGCGAAGUGGAGAACAGGAACGAAAGAACCCAUUGGCACUCUAUAUCCUAAAGGACAAGGACUCCCCAGAGUCGGAUGAGAACCCCGCUACAGAGCCUCGGAGCACCACAGAGCCUGGCCCGCCCGGCUACUCGGUGUCACCACCUGUGCCCGGCCGCUCUCCAGGACUGCCGAUCCGCUCAGCCCGCCGCUACCCGCGCUCCCCAGCGCUAUCCCCAGCCACCGGCCGGACGCACACGUCACCGCCGCGGGCCCCGAGCUCGCCCAGCCGCUCACGCAGCGCCUCGCACACACUGAGGACUGCAGGCGUGCACAAAAUCCGCGAGCAAGACGAGGCUGGGCAGGUGGAGAUCAGUGCCUAAGUUGCCUUGGGAGCCCGCUCCGGUUGCCCAAGUUCUGCUGCUGUCCGCAGCAGGGGAGGGGGAGGCUGAGAAGUCCGUGUGCCGCUGGCC